Adineta steineri is the source of this 1029-nucleotide messenger RNA. The record is from the annotation of a GenBank genome assembly. NCBI's taxonomy places the organism in Eukaryota, Metazoa, Rotifera, Eurotatoria, Adinetida, Adinetidae.
AUGCUUGUUAAUUUUUGUACAGCUCAAUUUAAACCUAUUCUCGAAUGUUCUCAAAUGCAGUUAGAAGGUUAUGAUGCUCAAAAUCUUGCCAAAGAUUUUUCACAAAACAAUGGUUUUUUAGCUGAUUCAUUACAACGUCCACCUGUUGAUAUUUAUGUUCGAUUUCCUUUCAAUAUAAAUAUAAAACAUAUUUAUCUUGGUCCAUCAAUUGGACAUCAUCGUUCAACAUUGAUUGAAUUAAAUGUUAGUCACCAAAGAAUUGAUGAAAAAACAUCUUGGUUAGAUAAUCCAUUAAAUAAAUCAAAUAUUAUUAAUAUAAAACAAUUAAUAUUUUAUCGAAUUGCACAAAUAUUAGAUGAAAAUGAUAGUACACAACGAAUUGAAAUUUAUGAUCAUGAUAAUGAACAAUCAAAUAUGAAUACAACAAAAUAUCGUUUUUCAUCAAAUACACAUUUAACUAAUUGUAGUACAAUUAAAAUAACUAUUAAACGUACAUGGCGUUUAUCAUCUUGUGCUUUAAAAUAUCUUCAAAUUUGGGGAGUUUUAUCAAAUAAUAUUCCAAAUGAAUUACAAAUGAAACUUCAACAAAUUAUUUCACCAACAUCUAAUAAAUCUGAAUCAAACGAUGAUAAAAAUCCUUCGGAAAUAAUCAAUGAAAUCCCAUCAGAAUUUCUUGAUUCUUUAACAUUUGAUUUAAUGUUAAUUCCAAUGUUAUUACCAAGUGGUCAUCUUAUUGAUCGAACAACAUUAGAAAAAUGUAUUGCAGAAGAUAUACGUUGGUGUCGUUUACCACGUGAUCCAUUUACACUUGAAUCAUUUACUGAUAUAACACAACCAGUUGUUGCACAACAAUUAAAAAUUCGUAUUGAUCAAUUUUUAAGUGAACAUCAAAAUGAUCCUAAAUAUCGUCAUUAUGGAAGAUUACUUAAUGCUAAUCCAACAAUAAAUGAUAGAAAUUUAUUUUCAUAUAAAAGAAAAACUUUUGAUGAUAAUGAUAAUCAAUCAAAAAGAAAACGAGAUAAUGAUUAG